Boleophthalmus pectinirostris (great blue-spotted mudskipper) is the source of this 4629-nucleotide messenger RNA. Its product is annotated as AP2-associated protein kinase 1-like. Gene Ontology annotation, biological process: protein phosphorylation. The transcript has 18 exons. Lineage: Eukaryota; Metazoa; Chordata; Actinopteri; Gobiiformes; Gobiidae. Gene Ontology annotation, molecular function: ATP binding; protein kinase activity. The record is from RefSeq and is a predicted model, not a curated record. The coding region runs from base 574 to 3459 and encodes 961 amino acids.
ACAGGGGAGCUGCAGAGGACUGUGGCCAUGACUGUGGUUGUCUCUGCACUGUUUGUAGCUACAUUAGCUUGUUAACAUGAAUUCAACCUAAGUACUUCGAUGCAGACCGGUACUUUUAAUUUUCAUUGUAACUGUAGGUUUAGAUGACCGGAUAACGCUUCAGAUGGAGAUUUGUGAUAUGCUGCAUUGGACACGGGGAAGCAGCCGGACUGCCAGUGUAGUCUGACAGCUGUCACCGUGUGUGGAGCCACUUAGCCCGGUGUGCUAAGUGAAUUCACGGCUAACAAGUGGUACGGAGUUGGGCCGGCGAAUUCAACAAAUAUCGCUGCACACAUUUGGAAGAGGUGACUUGUGAUGGACUUCAUCGCGUACUCCGUGGAUGCAGUAAUAUUUAAAAGGAUGUGUUUUGUGUGUCGUCCUAAACGUAUUUUGGAAUAAAGCAAGAUAGUUAGCAUUUUAGCAAUAGAAAGCUAUCUGCUUCCAUUCAAUCACUCAACAUCGCCGCGAUAUAAACAUAGCAAUUUGACGCGUCUUUACCACCCUACAAUAAUUAUUUUCAACGAAAAGACAAUAAUGAAGAAGUUUUUUGACACUCGUCGAGAGCUUGGGAGCUCAGGGCCCGGCUUAGGAGCCGCUGGUGGUGGAGGCACUGGAUCCGGUGGAGGGAGCAGCUUCAUUGGACGAGUUUUCAACAUAGGUCGCUACCAAGUCACGGUCGAAGAAAUUGUUGCUGAAGGAGGUUUUGCUAUAGUAUUUUUGGUGCGCACUCAUCAAGGGGUACGCUGUGCACUAAAACGAAUGUAUGUCAACAAUGAGCAUGAUCUGCAGAUCUGCAAACUUGAAAUUCAAAUUAUGAGGGACCUUGUUGGGCAUAAAAACAUAGUUGGUUAUCUGGACUCGAGCUUAACAGCUGUUGGUGCAGGAGAUGUCUAUGAAGUCUUAAUUCUAAUGGACUUUUGUCGAGGAGGACAGGUUGUAAAUCUAAUGAACCAAAGGCUUCAGACAGGGUUCUCGGAGGCAGAGGUCUUGCAGAUUUUUUGUGACACAUGUGAAGCUGUUGCACGUCUCCACCAAUGCAAAACUCCAGUCAUUCAUCGAGACCUUAAGGUUGAAAAUAUUCUUCUGCAUGACCGAGGUCACUAUGUGCUCUGUGACUUUGGAAGUGCCACUAACCGAUUCCAGAACCCUCAGACUGAGGGAGUGGCCACUGUGGAGGAGGAAAUCAAAAAGUACACUACUUUGUCUUAUCGGGCCCCAGAGAUGGUAAACCUUUAUGGUGGAAAUGUCAUCACAACAAAAGCAGACAUUUGGGCCAUGGGCUGUUUACUGUAUAAGCUUUGCUUCUUCACACUACCCUUUGGGGAGAGCUCAGUAGCCAUCUGUGAUGGCAGUUUCACUAUCCCAGACAAUUCCCGGUAUUCCCAGGAAAUGCACUGUCUCAUCAGAUACAUGCUUGAACCUGACCCAGAGAAGAGACCAGACAUCUAUCAAGUGUCCUACUUUGCCUUCAAACUGGCCAGGCGAGAAUGUCCUGUCCCAAAUGUACAUAAUUCACCCAUUCCUGCAAAACUUCCUGAGCCCAUCAGAGCCAGUGAAGCCAUGGCCAAAAAGAGUCAAACCAAAGCUAGGCUUACAGACCCUGUGCCCACCCUGGAAACCUCCAUUGCUCCUCGACAGCGACCCAAAGCAGGCCAGGCUCAGCCUCAGCCCAUUUCAGGCAUUCUUGCCAUUCAGCCUGCAGCUACUCCACGCAAAAAGUCUAAUGCUGUACCAGGUGUUGUCUCAUCUGCAGCCACUCCUGCUGUUCAGCCUGUGUCUCAGCCAGCUCAGCCUCCUGCUAACAUGCAGCCACAGCCUACACCACAACAUCAGCAGCUCCUCAUGAAGCAACAGCAAGCCAAUGCAUUUCUAAGCCCCCAAAGUAACCAGCAGAGUCGAGGCAUGCACAAAGUGGGCUCCUUAACGCCUCCUUCUUCACCAAAGAUGUCUCAAAAAAGUGGCCACAGGCGCAUCCUAAGUGAUGUCACUCACAGCACUAUUUUUGGGGUUCCUGUGAGCAAAUCCACCCAGCUUCUUCAUGCAGCAGCAGCUGAAGCCAGCCUCAACAAGUCCAAAUCUGCUAGCACUACUCCUUCUGGCUCACCCUGUUCAUCCCAACAAAGUGUUUACCACCCAUAUGACAGCAGCACUAUGGCAGCCCACCCUGCAGGCAACAGCCAGCCCAGUUGGAACCCUUUUGGGGAUGAUAACUUCUCAAAACUUACAGCAGAAGAACUUCUGAAUAAAGACUUUGCAAAGCUUGCAGACUCUGGUAUAGCCGAGAAGCUCACUGGCUCCAGUGAAAAUAUAAUUUCUGGGCUCCAACCAUUUCCAGCCAAAACUGAAGUAUGUGUGGACUCACUGAUUCCUGGUUUAGAGGCUCCACAAUCCCAGCGGCAACCAGAUGUGAGCUCUGGCAUCCAAGACACCCUCACUGGUGACGGCUCUCUGCUGGGCUGCGACCUCCUGUCUCACUCUCCUGCUCACAGAAAACAGUGUGUUUCCUCUGUUAAUAACCUGGGCUCUAGAUCCUGUCUGGAGGAACAGCUGACAAACCAAGCACCUGCUGACUCUUCUCUUCUCUUGUCGUGUGGGCACCAGAGCAACAGUGAUGAGUUUGACCCUAUACCUGUGCUCAUCUCCAAAAACCCAAGUCAAGCAGAUCUCCAAGGAGAGAGUAAUGGCUACACUGUUCUCACUGAGGGACACGAGAGGGAACCUUCAGAUCCUCAAACAAAUGAAGGCUGUGUGCACUCUAGUGAUGAAGAGGAGCAGGAGCCUAAACAGGAUGAGAGUGGAAUCUGUGCUCAAGACUGCAGUGGCUCCAGACCUCUGCUGAUGGACUCUGAGGAGGAAGAGGACACUCCUCACUACAGCGAUGUACCUGCACAGCCUCCAAUAGCUUACCCUCCAUCAAAUAACAUGGCCCAGAACCACUGCCAGCACAAUUGUGCUGCUCCCCCUGAGGAGGCCACAGCAGAUGUGUUCUCAAACGCCCCGUUUCGGACUGUGCAUGAAGACACAUGUGAUGUGUUUGCCAAUGCCCCGUUUCCACGGCCUUCUGCUGCAGCACAGCAGCCCAUUGAUGUCUUUGCUCAGGCACCUUUUGGAAAAAGAAAAGAGUCCACAGGAGUGGCCAGUGUGGCUCUAUAUCCACACCCAGCAACAGCCACUGAACCAGGAGUCUUAGGAAAUGUCACCCCGCAGCCUUUCCAUCCACAAGCUUUGGCCAAAUAUUCUCGUCACUUUGAGGGGACAGUCUCACAGCAACCUGGGCCAGCUCCAGGCUCUGUGAGUAGACAGGCCACAGUGGGCACUGUCCCGGUACCACCUUUACACACUUGGACCUCAGAAAGGAGCACUGGAGAUCCCUUUGUCUCUGCACCCUUUCACCUCAAAGCCCCACAGGAAAAGCCUUGAUAAGUACUGAAACACAUGUCCCAGUCUAUUAUGCAAAGUCCUGCAUGCGCUCACCAGCGCUGCAGCUGGACUGCGGGCCUGCAUGAAUCUCUUGCACAAGUAGCUCAAUACUCACAGUACUGCAAUAUCAUUUACAUUUGAAUGACAACAUCAUUCACUGACUGAUUUUACUUUAUGAUGAUUCAUCUUCAUGGUACCUUCACAAUCUGAUCAAGUGGUGGUUGAGUUAGUGUUCUUUUCUACCUCACAUUUUGGUUACAUAAGGACUCGGUGAGGGAAUAGUAAUUUUUUUUUUCUACUAUAAUUGAUGUAGUGUAAUCUUAACAUGGAAAAGAGGAAUUGAUAGGUGAAGGCAUGGGACUUAUUUCUAUUGAUUCACUACUAUUGUUGUUGGCUAUUACACUUGAGAUUGUGUUUUAACAAGAUGCUGGAUAAAGAUGCACAUGUAAUUUCAGGAUGAGAAACAUUGCAAAAUGUUUGACUGUUGGACAAAGAAACAUUCACUUAUCAUUUGUUUGUGACCACCAUGUUCUAGUUGCAUGAUUUUAUUUUGUCUCCUCCAGUUAACUGCUGCAAUUUAUGUUUAGUUGCAUAAACUGUUUUACCUUAUGCAGGGUGCAAACACUUAUUCAUGUACCAACACUCAUGCUGAUGAAAAUGAAAAAUUCUGAAAAUAUUUUAUGCAGUCUGAUAAAGACCGGGUCCUUUGGCACAGCAGUCAAUGUCAGUGAAUGUACUGGUCAAAGCUUAAACCAGAGAUCAUGAAAUGUGCCUCUCAUAAUAAGGCAUUUGUUCAUCUUGAUUUAUGUGAAAAUGUUUUUUUGCAAAACACAGAGCAUUUUCACUGUGGCACUUUUAAGAAAGAGGGUCAGACCUUUUUCAAUCCAAAGUUUGUUUCUUUGUUGCAAUACACAGUAUCUACUUUGAUCUUUUGUAUGUUGAAGUGUACAAUCUUAAAAGACCUUCUGGAUGUGUAAAAAUGAAGGCUGCACAUUGUCACUGAUGACUAGCCAGAGCUCUUUUACUGACUUGGUGCUCCAAGUUGUUUGGACGCAUACAGUAGCUUAGCCUAUAGGAAUUUUAUGGAGAAAAAAAAACAACUGUUGAGAAUAUUUUUUCAUGACGCACACUCUGCCUUUAAAAUCAUAUAUUAAAAUGUAUGUAAAGAUA